Messenger RNA from Mesocestoides corti, 243 nucleotides. Lineage: Eukaryota; Metazoa; Platyhelminthes; Cestoda; Cyclophyllidea; Mesocestoididae. The record is from the annotation of a GenBank genome assembly.
AUGCCAAAGUGUCCCAGCUGUGACAAGGAGGUGUACUUUGCCGAGCGUGUCACUUCCCUCGGAAAGGACUGGCACCGCCCCUGCCUCAAGUGCGCACGAUGCAACAAGACUCUCUCUCCGGGCCAGCACGCUGAGCACGAUGGGAAACCUUACUGCAACAGACCAUGCUACCAGGCGCUCUUCGGACCAUCAGGUAGUGGUCACGGAUGCGUUAGCCUAGGGUUUGUAAGUUCACCUAAGUAA